AUAUUCAGCUAUUAUUUCCGUGAUUUUUAUUUUUCCACAAUGUGCCAAAUUCUGAACACAGCAACCAUAAAUACACCAUCGGAGACAAUUUUCCCUCUCCGCAAAUUUUAUUGACCACAAUCCCGAAGCUCAAGCUCUGAUCAGUCUGCACUCGGCGUCUGCGGCGAUGAGGACUCUUAGGGUUUUGUUCCUCGCCCUUCUUCUCCUUGCGUCUCCUCUGCUCCAAGUGGCUAGAUGUCAAUCGAACUCCGAGGACGCAGCCAAAACUGGUGAAGAAACUGUCGUAGAAAGCGGUGAAGUUGGGGUUGUUGGGGAUGAUGAGCAGGAUGUUGCUGAUGUGGCCUUGAGCCCGGCCCCUGGAAUUGAAACAGUUUGUGUCUUCCCAAAAAACAGUGCAAAACUAGUUCCAGCUGGGGAGGAGACUGAACUUCUUGUUGGUCUUAAAAAUGAUGGCCAGUCAGCCGUUGGUGUUAUUGGAGUCAAGGCCAGCCUUCACCUUCCGUUUGAUCACCAAUUACUGGUUCAGAAUCUAACCAUGCUGAGCUUCAACAACGCAUCCAUCCCAACAUCUGUUCAGGCUACUUUCCCGUACAUUUUUGCAGUCAGCAAGUUUCUGCAGCCUGGAACUUUUGAUCUUGUGGGGACAAUUAUCUAUGAGAUAGAUGAACAGCCUUACCAGAGUGUCUUCUACAACGGUACCAUCGAGGUUGUUGAAUCAGGCAGUCUCCUCAGCGGCGAGUCUGUCUUCCUUGUAACCCUCGGCAUUGCUCUACUUCUCCUCCUCGGCCUGUGGGUGUAUAGUCAAGCACAGCGUCUCACCAAGAAAACCAAGAAGGUGGCAAAGGUUGAAGUGGGAACGAGGAGCGUGGAUGCUUCGCUGGAUGAAUGGCUUGAGGGAACCACUCUCGCCAAAUCGUCCUCUGGAAAAUCCAAGAAGAAGAAAAACUAAAUAAGCCUCGUUGGUGGCAUUUGGAAGAGCUUGUGUUGUGCCGAAAUUAGGGUCAAAGAAAAACAAAAACAUUUUUUUUUUUGGAGGGGGUUAUUUUAUAUAGAUAUUCUUAACCGUGGAACGGCAUGAGUUUUGUCCCUGGAACUAACUCUCUGGUCUUUCCGUGAUGAGGAAGAAGUAGACAGUUUUCUCCAACUUAAAAGAAGUAGGUGGUUUUGGUGGCUAUAGAAAGGUGAAUAUUUGUCCUGCAAAGAAGAGAGAAUAACAACAGAUCCUAAACUCA
This is a messenger RNA of Tarenaya hassleriana, 1232 nucleotides long. RefSeq names its product translocon-associated protein subunit alpha. NCBI's taxonomy places the organism in Eukaryota, Viridiplantae, Streptophyta, Magnoliopsida, Brassicales, Cleomaceae. Bases 167 to 949 code for a protein of 260 amino acids. The transcript has 8 exons. Gene Ontology annotation, cellular component: endoplasmic reticulum membrane; endoplasmic reticulum. The record is from RefSeq and is a predicted model, not a curated record.